AUGGCGAUAAAUUUAUACAAAACUUCAACCCCGAGCACACGCAAUGGAACCGUAGACAGUCAAGUGAAAUCCAAUCCACGAAAUAAUUUGAUCUAUGGACAGCAUCAAUGUGGUAAAGGUCGUGACGCCAAAGGAAUCAUUACCACAGGGCAUAGAGGGGGAGGUCAUAAAUAUGGUAGAAUCAUAACCAUAGAAUACGACCUGAAUCAAAAGGCAUACAUUUGUCUCAUACACUAUAGGGAUGGUGAGAAGAGAUAUAUUUUGCAUCUCAAGGGGGCUAUAAUUGGAGAUACCAUUGUUUCUGGUACAGAAGUUCCUAUAAACAUGGGAAAUACCCUACCUUUGAGUGUGGUUUGA
This is a messenger RNA of Helianthus annuus (common sunflower), 357 nucleotides long. RefSeq names its product 50S ribosomal protein L2, chloroplastic-like. Gene Ontology annotation, cellular component: ribosome. Gene Ontology annotation, molecular function: RNA binding; structural constituent of ribosome. The record is from RefSeq and is a predicted model, not a curated record. Gene Ontology annotation, biological process: cytoplasmic translation. The transcript has a single exon. The coding region runs from base 1 to 357 and encodes 118 amino acids. Lineage: Eukaryota; Viridiplantae; Streptophyta; Magnoliopsida; Asterales; Asteraceae.